Saccostrea cuccullata (small rock oyster) is the source of this 1084-nucleotide messenger RNA. Its product is annotated as achaete-scute homolog 1a-like. The record is from RefSeq and is a predicted model, not a curated record. The transcript is spliced from 3 exons. Gene Ontology annotation, molecular function: protein dimerization activity; DNA-binding transcription factor activity, RNA polymerase II-specific; RNA polymerase II transcription regulatory region sequence-specific DNA binding. Gene Ontology annotation, biological process: developmental process; regulation of transcription by RNA polymerase II. Bases 55 to 654 code for a protein of 199 amino acids. Lineage: Eukaryota; Metazoa; Mollusca; Bivalvia; Ostreida; Ostreidae.
AUCAAAACUUUUACAUCUCACCUAUCGAAAUUAACUAUACCUGAGCGAUUUUUUAUGGAAUACCAAGGGUCCGAUUUUCAGCCUAUCAAUGCUCAAAUGUUGUACCAGACAUUUGUUAACGAACCCCCGGCUUGUAUGUUCUCCAUAUCUCCCGAAUCUUCCCCAGAGGCCGGGGCAACCCAUAUGUACGACAACAAGGAAAAUGCCCGGGGGAUGAUGUGCAAGAGACGACUGGAUUUCGGCCCCCAACAGACUGAUUACCUAGGGCUGCACAAACCACCAACUGUUGCUGUGGCGAGGCGCAACGAACGAGAGAGGAACCGCGUAAAACUCAUCAACAUGACUUUUGCAACUCUACGAGAACACAUACCGGCGGGAGCGAAGUGUGGAAAAGGCAAAAAACUCAGUAAAGUAGACACCCUAAAGGCGGCCAUUGACUACAUCCGGUAUCUGCAGACGCUGGUUGACGAACAUGAUGCUGUUAACGCGGUCCUUGACAACAACUGCCUUCCGAAGUCCUCCCCCGGGGCUGCGCCUCCUCCGUCCCCCACCGCCAGUUCCCCCAACCCCAGUGUGUGCUCCGAGACCUCCCACGAGAACAUGAGUCUGAGUACCGAGGAGGAGGAACUGCUAGACUUCACCAACUGGUUCUAAGGCCGCUCCAUCGAAAGAGGCUUAAAAUCAACAUUCCAUGAUUGGAUAAAAAAACGAAAGGUGCACGCGCUUGGCGUUACGUUCCCUGCCAACGUAGCCCCGCCUCCAAGACACGCCCUAGCGACAACGCCAGGUGCAAAGGAGGUGUUACCUAUGAUUGACAGGUGGUUGAAUAGCACAACACGAGCUCUUGGACUACACGCGAGUGAUCGGGAACAAAUAAGUCUUUCAAACGCGGAAAAAGAUACUGCUUUUCUUCAAGAUGACGAAUGAUGGUGACAAAAAUAUGCAAAUGAGGCAAAGAUGAAAAUAAACUUGAAUUUUUAAUUAUGUUUUAUUGAUAUAUUGAGAAGAAUUAUUAUUUUUAUACAAUCAAAUUUGAAUCAGAUUUAUUGUAUUGCUUAUUGAAUAUAUAUAUUUAUAAUUUUAU